Priceomyces carsonii is the source of this 1593-nucleotide messenger RNA. RefSeq lists its product as uncharacterized. The coding region runs from base 1 to 1593 and encodes 530 amino acids. The record is from RefSeq and is a predicted model, not a curated record. The transcript has a single exon. NCBI's taxonomy places the organism in Eukaryota, Fungi, Ascomycota, Pichiomycetes, Serinales, Debaryomycetaceae.
AUGAAAGAAAACAAUAAAGAAAAUGAGCUGGCAGCCGUGGCUAACAAUAAUGAAGAAAGAUCACCUAGUGAACGGAAUAAUGCUCUUAAGUCAAUAUCACCAAACAGGUCUCAAACUUUGGUUGGAAAGUUGAAUUUUUUACAAAAUGACAACAUUGAUGAACAUUUUGCCCAGAUACACAAGACUCAGCAAGUCAUGCAGCAGCUGCUAGGUGGUUUAGAGUCAGAUACAAGACAGGUAGCUCUCGAUUUGUCCCAAUUGUGUGAUAGGCUGAAGAACAACAACCAAUAUUUGAACAAAUUGCUUCAAAAGAUUGCAGAAAAUUCAGGUGAAACAUACGAAACAGGAGAAGAUAAGAAGGAAUUUAUUGCAAUUCUUGAAAAGAUAGACAAAAUGAGUAAAGAUUCUGAUUUUUUUGGUGAGCAAAAGUAUUCUUUCGUUCAGAAUGAAAUACUGGGUUUGAAACGUGUCAUAGAAGCUGAUUUUAAAGAACUGAUCAACUCAAAACUAACACAAGUGAUGGAAUCAGUUGAAAAGGUUUCGCUCACAUUGUCGACAAAAGAGUCUAGCAUUCAAUCAGAGGUACAACGUAUAAUUCAAUCAGAGUUUCGGAGACUCAAUAUUCCGGAAUUAGAACGUCUUGAAGGUACCAUAAUAUCUAGGCUUAAAAAUGAAAUUAAUUUAAACGGUGUAUCUCAAGAUAUCUCCGAAUUAUCGCAACAGGUACAGCAUGAGAGUGAAGGAGUAAAAAAUCUCCUAAAAGAUGUUAAUUCUCCAUCUACUAUUUCAAAGGAAGCACUAUCAGAAAUAAGGAAAAUAGUACUGGAAAAUAACUCGAAAGAACUGGUAAUAGAAGAGUUGGCGAAAAUUAAUGAAACGAAUUUAGGGAGCAAAGAAGUUUUUGCUAAAUUACUUGAACUCCUUGAAGCAAAAGAACAUGAGAAAGUCUUAGCGGAAUUGGCUGCUAUUAAACGAAAUAUUGAACAAGUGAACCAAACUAACUCUGCCGAAGCAAUUGAGCAAGCUUUAAGGAAGAUUAACGGUCAAGUAUAUUCGGAUGAUGUGAAAAGUGAAGACCAAAAAGGUAACAAUCGUGAUUCUGUGAACCAGGGAGAUCUUGAAAGUACUGUUCAACUCAGAGAUGAAACUAUCAGAGAACUUACAAAUAAAAUUGAAUCACAAUCGAAGGCAAUACAGAACUUCGUAGAAAUGCGCAACUUGGUUGAUGAUAAGAAGGAGCUUGAAUCGAAGAUAGAAAAACUAAAGGCUAAUUAUGAUGCGCUCUGCAAAACUUAUGAACAAAAGUUCAACAUUCUUCAGCUUUUGCAAUUUGAUUUUCAAGAACUUGCCGCUAAUGUGAGAGAGACUACUUCAUCUAGCCCUGAGAUGAGGCUUCAUCGAUUAAAUAAGGUGCACAAAUUGCAUGCAUCUAAGAUGAAUGAAAUUCAAAAUUUCAGGACUAAAGAGUUCAACUUUGGCUACAAAAGAGUCUUGAGCACUCCAAUGAAACCGAAUCAUCCUCUAUAUCAAUCACUGAUAGAUAUUGUUGAUGAUACUAUUGCAUCUAACAAUUCAGAUCUCGAUGAAUCAUGA